Messenger RNA from Apis florea (little honeybee), 2067 nucleotides. RefSeq lists its product as uncharacterized. Lineage: Eukaryota; Metazoa; Arthropoda; Insecta; Hymenoptera; Apidae. The record is from RefSeq and is a predicted model, not a curated record. Gene Ontology annotation, molecular function: protein binding.
AUGGCGGUCCUCACGAGCAGAAGCGUGAAAGACGACCUUGAGGACUUGAACGACACGAGGAAAGUGAUCGAGAAUGCGGAAUACCGUGCCCGUCUCGAUCACAAGAGGACCGAUUCGAAGCAAAAUUUGAAAAAUAGCCGGGAGUAUGCCCAAGCUCUGCAUCGCGAGGCGGAUCAAUUGUAUCGCAGCGGUGAUUACGAAUCAGCGUUGGUGCUUUACCAUAGAGCGGCCAACUUGUACCCAAAGGACAGUAACCACGGUGUCGCGGCGAGGAGGACGGCGGCGACGAUAAGCUCUUGCAAUAAUCCGUCGAAAGCCGUGAGGAAAGUUUCGCCGAUCUCCGGGGAACAAUUGACCGCCGCCCUCUGCCCGGAAACCGCCGCCAUCAUAUUACUUCGACAAUCACAAGAGCUACUGGAAAACUCAACCCUCGCCCCGGAUGUCGAGCAACCAGCUGGCAAGAUCGAAAAUGGCGCACAAACAGAUGAACAAUCUGGCCGAGACUUCGUUGAAGAAUCUCCAAGCGUCGUUCGAGUCUGGCAAGAUGUCGUCCGCGUUGAAGAUCGCCCAGGACCUGCUGCUUGUUUCGGAGGUUUCCAGGAUCCUACCCGUUACCAGAUAGCGGCCUACCAUUACCUGUCCCUGAUCCACGUCGCUCUGAGAAGGCACGAUCGCGCUGUGUGCAGCGUGUCCCGUUUGAUCCGUCUUUCGAAGAGCACCGCGGACGUGAAUCUGAUCUGUCGCUCGUUGGUCACGUUGGGCAAGGUGCAUCUCAGCUUCGGCCACCUCGAGGCGGCCGCUAAAGCGUGGGAGCAUCUUGCCAAGGAUCUGAAGAAACCGAUCCCGGUGGCUUGGAUCAGGCACGAGAUUGGAAGAUGCUAUUUGGAGACCGGCAAGUACGAGAGGGCGAUGGAGAUGGGUUUCAAGUGCGUGGACGCUGCCACCAAAGGCAAUUCUAAGAAGUGGAUGCUGAAUGGAAGAUUGUUGAUAGGUCAAAGCUUAGCAAAAUUAGGAAGAUUCGUGGAAUCGUUGGAGGAGCUGCAGGUGGCAGCGAAGAUCACCGAGGAGGAGGGCGACACUCCGAUGAUGUCGUACAUACGCGAUCUCAUCGACCAGGUGGCGCACGCACUCCGCAUGAUCCCGUUCGAGAACGGAAGCUACGAGAUCGUCGCCUCGGCGAUGUCGCAGGACCAGGCAGCGGCGAGGCAGAACGUGAACCUGUUCGUGAGCGAGCAAACGGUGAUAACCACGGUCUUCUCCCAGAGGAAGGUGAUCACUGAGCGAAGGGAGGACGAGUCUGGGAACGAAAGGAUGGUCGAACUGGUCGACGAUCCGUUGACAACGCGGACAUACGCCCGUUCCGAUCUCGAGAAAGAAGAGGAAGUAGAAGAGGAAGAGGAGGAGGAGGAGGAGAUUGGUAACUCCACGUUCAGAGUGAAGAAAUCAUCGUCCUCGGAUCGAAAGGAGGAAAGAAUUUCAUCCUCGCCCUUCCAUAAAUCCUCCUCCAUGUCCUUCUUCCCCUCUUACUCGCCGAAAAUUAAGGAGGUGCGGGAGAAGAAAGGCCCCAGGGAGAGAGAGAAGAAGAUAGAGGAGAACGUGAGCACGUACGUGAUAGAGGAAGGAACCGUGUUGGGGAAAAGAGGGGAUUGUCGCGUGAGCGACAACGGGGAGAUGGAGGUGGAAGAGGUGGUGGGCGGUGUGGUGGCGAGGACGGCGGAAAGAAGAAACACAACGCCCGCCAAAUUGAGCGAGUUUGGCGAUAAGAUGGCGCAGAGAGGGGAUAUGCUGGACGCUUUGCGCGUGAUCGAGGAGCUGGGCGAGAAGAACGAGGUGGAAUUGUUGGAGAUGCUGAAGGAGAUGCUGUUCUCGACCGAUAAUGAUAAUAAAGGCAGGCAAGGAGAUUUCGGCGAUUCGGGGGGGGAUGGAUUCCGGAAUCCGAGGUUGGAACAGGACAGGCAGAACACGAAUGGUCGCUCGAUCGUGACGAUCACGUUGCCUUCGAGCCCGCGCAAAUGUCACGCCAAUGGGGAUUUUAACGAUUAUGAUAUACCGUUGGAAUUUAAUUAA